AUGCCCAAAACCAAGCACCACCUCGAGAAAUCCAUCACGAAAUCCUCCCACCUAGACGCGAACAAUACCUCAUCAAACGCCCAGAGAAUCCCAGAAAAUUGGCCCUCAGAAAUCACUUUCCUACGAGAUCACACCUACACUCCAAACGUGCUCUCCUCAGACCUCGUCGAAAAGCUCUCCCGAGCCCCAUCAUCAGAUCAUGAUUCCUGGAUCAAACUGCCUCCCACCUCACCAGCUCUCAUCUCCCCCAACCCCCAAAUCUUCAUCGAAACCAUAACCGCUCCGCCAACCCACCCAGCAAUGGGACAGAGAGGUCUCUUCGCCGCCCAGCACCUACCGCCGGAUACUUGCAUCCUUCUAUACCUUGGUCUAGUCCAUACGAAUUCCCUCAGCGACACAGAUCCCCAUUCGGACUAUGAUCUGAAUCUGGACCGGGAACUGGGAUUGAGUGUUGAUGCUGCCACGUGUGGGAAUGAGAGCCGCUGUGCGAAUGAUUACCGCGGUAUAGCAGAGCGACCAAAUGCGGAAUUCAGCGACUGUUUCGUCCAGGUGCCUAGUUCGAAGAGAGCGGAAGGAGUGAGAUGGGAACGGAGGGUUGCGAUUUCCGUCCUGAGGUAAGCGAUCAUCUACCUUACCUUCUCCCACUAGCUUUACUUCUCCGGUUAACGUUGUCUCUUGUAGUGCGGGCAAAGCAGGCCUUCGAAAAGCAGGCAUCAAAGCAGGCGAAGAGAUUCUUGUCUCGUAUGGCAAAGGGUUCUGGGAAGGGAGGAAGACAGUGGUCAGUGAAGACGGUUGA
Molecule: messenger RNA, 796 nt
Organism: Lecanosticta acicola
Lineage: Eukaryota; Fungi; Ascomycota; Dothideomycetes; Mycosphaerellales; Mycosphaerellaceae
Source: the annotation of a GenBank genome assembly